Molecule: messenger RNA, 3855 nt
Organism: Neopsephotus bourkii (Bourke's parrot)
Lineage: Eukaryota; Metazoa; Chordata; Aves; Psittaciformes; Psittacidae
Gene: ST3GAL1
Product: ST3 beta-galactoside alpha-2,3-sialyltransferase 1
Exons: 7
Coding region: 1232-2260 (342 amino acids)
Molecular function (GO): beta-galactoside (CMP) alpha-2,3-sialyltransferase activity
Source: RefSeq, a predicted model, not a curated record
ACUUUUGAGGUCUGAAAUGACUGGGAUGGAUGAUCCUUACGCUUUCAAAACACAGAUGCUUCCAGAAAGACAAACAAAACAGACCUCUGCUGUAUAGCAUGUUAGCAGGCUCGGGGUUUUUUUGGUAGCUAUUAAAACAAAAGUUGCAUUUCAACUUGCUGUGAAUGGCAAGUCUGCUUCCCAGUGAUGCUUUCCUUAUUUCAAAGCUUUAAACUGAGCCUUUCAGGAAUACCUGGGUUUGCAGAGUCCCAGAGGUUACUCUCUGCCUGCAUGCAGCUUUGCAUUGGGAUGGUUCUCCAAGUGCUCUGGCUGCUGCUGUUUCUCAAUGCCAGGCCUCAGGGAGUGACAACUUCCCAACACAAAGCGCUUGAGCUGUAGUUCUGUGUUUGCAUUGUGAUAUUCUGCAUUAUUUUUACCUUUAUUUUCUGCCUCUGACCUGCUGCUGCUGACCAAGCUGAAUGUGUGUCCUGAUACAGAUCUUAUGCUGCCCUGAAAUCUCAUGCACAGGAAGCAUCUGUCUGUUCCCCUGCUGUGUGGGGCAUUCUUUCAGCGGAUUAUCUCUGCUUCAUUCUGCUUCAUUCUGGCAAAAUGCCCUGAAAAAGUCAUUUGACUGACCCAAGCUCUCUGCAGAUCCAGAUCAUGCAUCUCUCGCUGCUCUUGAGACGCAAGUGAUUCCUGCUGUGUCCACCUGCUCGGAGCUGGCUGUCUUGGGAACGUGGGCAUUCAUCAGGCUGCAGACUGCUCUCCGUGGCUUAAAUGGACAUCAAAGCACAUCUCCUUGCUGGAAUGUACAUCCCCGGAUGAUCUGAUCUGAUCCUUCGUGAGCUAACUUCCGAGAUACAAAAUAAAUAACCAUCCUUUUCUUUCUACAAUCUGCUUGCUUUGAUUUAUGGCUUGCUCCCACACAGAAAGCCUAAAUUUUAAUGCUGAUAUUGCUCUCCUCUAAAUCUUCUGGAACGUGGAAGGACAAGGGUCCUUAUUGAACGUUUAUUGGGAGAAGCUAUCAGCAGUGGAAGAGACUUGGAAGCACUGUGAGGACAUGAAAGGAAAUACUCAGCUUUGCCUUUUUGAAGCCUAUUUUGGGGGAAAUGUAGCUUCUUCCCAUAUGGAUGGAGUUUGUAUGUUCAACCUAAGCCUGGGGUGUUAACUGGCAGGUGCCUGCAGCAUCCUUUCCUUUUUGCCUUACGUUGGACCCUGCAUUGUGCUUGGUGGCAGAACCUGAGUGGGAAAGAUGGUCAUCGUAAGGAGGAGGAACGUGAAAGUGUUUACCUUUGCCUUUCUGCUCAUCACAGUAACGUCUUUUGUGCUGAACUACACACACCAGGUGACCACCAACACGUGGGACCCAAGGCACCUCAUCAUGCAGUUUUCAGAGCAAGUCCAGAAGCUCUUCAAGUACCCCAAGAGACCCUGCAGCUGUCGCACGUGCAUCUCGGAGCUGGGACAUUCCCUCUGGUUCGAUCAGAGAUUUAAUUCAACUAUGCAACCUUUCCUGACCUCACAAAAUGCCUUGAUCCCAGAAGACAGCUACAGGUGGUGGCUGAAACUGCAAGGAGAGAAAACUCCAAAGAAUAUUAAUGCUACCCUCAAAGAAUUGUUUGGGAUCAUUCCUGGGGAUGGGGAUCCGCUGCAGGAGCGAGGCACUUUCACAUGCAGACGAUGCGCUGUUGUGGGCAACUCUGGAAACCUGCGGCAGUCACAGUAUGGCCAAGAAAUUGACUCCCAUGACUUUGUGCUGAGAAUGAACCGUGCCCCCACGGCUGGCUAUGAAUCGGAUGUUGGGAGCAAGACCACGCACCACUUCGUUUACCCUGAGAGCUACAAAGAGCUGGCAGAAAACGUGAGCAUGAUCCUGAUCCCGUUCAAAACGCUGGACCUGCACUGGGUUGUCACCGCGCUCACCACAGGCACCAUCAACUUUACGUAUGUUCCAGUUCCACGGAAAAUCAAAGUCAAAAAAGAAAAGAUCCUGGUUUAUAAUCCAGCUUUUAUGAAAUAUGUCUAUGAAAACUGGCUUGAGCAUCAUGGAAGAUACCCAUCCACGGGCCUUCUGUCUUUGAUGUUUGCACUUCAUGUAUGCGAUGAGGUGAAUGUGUAUGGUUUUGGAGCAGACAGCAAAGGACAUUGGCAUCACUACUGGGAAAACAACGCCUCAGCUGGGGCUUUCCGGAAGACGGGUGUCCAUGAUGGGGAUUUUGAGUUCAAUUUAACUUUGACUCUCGCAUCCAUUGAAAAAAUAAGCUUUUUCAAGGGCAGAUGACCCUGGCCACGGGGAGAAGUGGGGGCUGCAAUUUCCAACAUGCAGCAGAAAAAGGCUCAGUGAAGAUGGUGUGGGCUCCAGCCAGGUUUGAACGCAUGAAUCUGUGGUGGAUUCGGAGCAUCUCACUGCUGCAAUGCUCACCGCAGGGAGCCCGUCUGAGGGCUGGCUUUCACGCUGCACGUGAUCUCCUAUCCCCAGAUAGCUGGGAAAUACCAAUCAGUUGUGGGAAUAAAUGAAUCUCUGCUUAGGCUCUACAGCUUGAUUCCUGAAUGACAGAUGAAAGAUCUGCCUGUUGCAAUUAGGGGAAACCUGGGCACAGCAGCUGCUGGUUGUGUGUCCAUUCUUUCCUCGAGUAAGGCAAAAGAUCUCUGAAGAAGAGUGAUAACGACUUCUGGGACUUGAGACCUGCUAGGGCAGCUGUGAACAUCAUAGUAAGGAUUACCUCAAAGAAAUGAACUCACUUCUGCUGUUGAUCUUCUUUUUUAACUGUUUCUGCUAUUUCCUGUUACUACUUUUGGUUUCAUGCUGUGUUAAGGAAAAAAACAUGAUGAAGUUGCCUGGAGUAGUAAAUAUUUCAACCAUUGCCUCAUUCUGCAUUGAUAGUGUUUAUAAACAUGGAGCAAAUCAUGCCCGAUCAUAUAUUAUUUAAUAUUGCUUCCUAUACAGCCAUAAUGAGACAGAAAACAAUACUGGAAACUCCAGCAAAAAAAAAAAAAAAAAUGGCCUUUUUAGCCACUUGUUUGUCUUGUUUAGUUAUAUAUAAUCUUUAUUUCUUUUUUGUUUGGUGGAAAAUACUCUGGAAUGCUCAUUUUUAAUCGAUCGAAGGUUGGAAUGUGGACUGUUUUCUUUCAGUCAUUUAUAUGUGCCUUUCCAAAUUGUGCAACGGAUGUGAUUUUCUUUUUUAAGAUGAGAAACCCUAAAUUAAACUUUUUUAUAAGGGGGGGGGGGGAGUUAACCAAAGCGUAGCCUCCAUGUGGUAUACUUUUGUAGUCAAAACCAAUAGCGACAGCUCCUAUAUCGUGUUUGAGCAAACACAAACUAGACUCAUUUUUAAAGGUAGCUUUUACCUUUUUUACGGGAAAAUAUCCCCAAAGUUCCAAGGAAGCUUUUUCCUCUUAUUUUUUUACAAUUCUAAAAAGUGAUAUCUCUUUACAAGGUCUCUAUUUGAAGUGGAAGAAAUAUCAUGGGUUGGGAUAUCAGCUACUAGUACACCAAGAAUCUUUUGCCCUAUAGCAGAGUCUACAAGAACACAAUCUACACAAGCUGAUCCUACAGUGUAAGCCAGACUUCAAAAUCAUGUGCAUCUCUGGAGGAAGGAGUGUAUUAAUGUCAGUACCUCUAGGCAGUGAGAGGAGGGAACUGACAGCAGAGAUUUUGUACCUCCUGAUUUUCACUGGAAUCAAUGCUUUUAAUCCUCAAGGACAGCUAAAGUUUGAAUCCAAGAACAGAGUUCAGGUAAUGAAGAAGGGAGAACAGGUUUUUAUCCUUCUUGAUAUCAUGAAAAACAGGAUUCAUGGAUUAUUAACCCAUUUCCCCCUCCGGUGAAGCCAGGGGAGUUCUUGCCACAGACUUCAAGGGACUUCCCAUCAGGCUUG